This is a messenger RNA of Dermacentor silvarum, 1861 nucleotides long. RefSeq lists its product as uncharacterized. The transcript has 20 exons. Gene Ontology annotation, cellular component: membrane. The coding region runs from base 81 to 1805 and encodes 574 amino acids. Lineage: Eukaryota; Metazoa; Arthropoda; Arachnida; Ixodida; Ixodidae. The record is from RefSeq and is a predicted model, not a curated record.
CGCAGGGCUUCGGCGAGAUCUUCAACACUGCUUAUCCUGUGCUGAACGCUAUCGCCAACGACGUUGGAGAUAGCGACGUCAUGGCGGCCAAGGUCCUGGCUCGGUAUAAGCAUAAGGAGAACGCAUCUUCCAGCGCCUUGUUCUCUCCAGUGGACAACGCCUUCAACUAUUAUGACAAGAUGGUCAGCGCACUGAAUGCAGAAGGAAGUUCUAAAGAGCUUCCAAAGAAAGUCGAACGCUCCCUCAGACAAGCAGUAGAAGGCAUGAAACACCAGGUGGAAACUGCUGAGAGAGCCGCCAAGGAGACGCUCAUGCAGGACAAGGCCACCCCGCGCAUAGAUGUGCAGCGGACCCUCAUGGAGACGGCCGAGCGCAUCAAGACGUCUCACGACCAGUACGAGCUAGAUUUCCAAGAGACGUUACACCUGGCCAGUACUGUUCACAUGCUGAACCACGACAAAAGUAUCGUGAAUCCGCAGUCUCUGAGAAUAUACAGGGCGGCUUUCCUGAUGGUGUCUGUGGUGUCGGUAGCCAUCAUAGUGGCGGGCCUUAUCUUCGGCUUCAUCCUGGGCGUAUCCAACUACCGCUCCUACAUGAGGCCCACGCAGCGGAACACCGCAUGCAACAUGGGAGGCAUCGUGCUCAUCUCCAACGCGGGUCUCAUGUGGGCCACGUGUGCCUUCAUCCCGGUGCUGCUGGCCUUCUGCUUCCCCUUGGCUGCUCUGCUCGAGGCCUACGUCUGCCAGCCAUACGACGAACGAGACGGAUCCAGCAUGGACGGGAACGCUCAACGUUUCCGCACGCAACUGUUCGGGACAGCGGGGAUGCAACGUUUGCAAGAAUACGUCAAGAACUCCACGCUAAACGCCAUUGACAAAUACGCCAAGAGCAUAAUGGACAACCUGCAACACGAUAACCUCGCGCACCAGCUUAUGCUCAGCACGGCGUCGAAGGAAUUCGAUAACUUUUUGGAUUCCGUGAAAACUGUAAGUGCCUCCACCACCAGACUUCUGGCUUCGAAGGACCCGACAACUGACGUAGACGUCGCGAUCGCCCAGGAAGUGAUUCUGUUUUUAAACGACUCCUUGGGGAAAGCGGAGGAGAUAAGGAGGCAAGCAACCCAAUCGCUCCAAACCAGCGUGGGAGAUUGCGCCGCAGCUCGAAGAGUGGCAUCCAUCGGGUUUCUCGUUGCGUGCCGGAUAGUAUCAGACAACAUGAACGGCCUGUGGCUGUCGCUGGUGUGCUGCAUGCUGAGCAUGUUAGCCGCCAUUCCAGUGACGCUGAUGAUCUCCCGGUACUUCGUGCGCAUGCAACGCUACCUGGUGGACGGCAAGCCACCCGACGAAGAGGUUCGAGGCGAGCUGGAAGCCAGGAUGAAGCAAGAAAAACAUCUCAAGGAGCACAUCUUGCAACAGAGUCGCGACGCGCGCUGCCUGGUGAUGAGCUUCGACACGCUCGAAGCGCCGCCCAUCCUGCCCCCAGUGUCGGUGGACAGCGGCAGCUCUGAGCUGGCGCGAAUCAUCCCCACCGCUGUAGUGCGCCGUGUGGGCAUCGACGACCCGAAGCUACCCAGGGGCAAGGAAUCUCCCUUCUGCCGGGUGGUGGCGCUCACGCCAGCAGUGCCGCAUGCAGCAGCGCGUCCACUUAGAAGCGCGCUUCACGCGACCGGCUUCGAUGUGGACGACGUGAACACUGCAGCGGGACAAGUUUCCUCGUUGUUGCCAGGCUCCAAAUCUCUGGAGGUGAAGCCUACUGGAGAGAACGCGAACGCAAAAGUCGCAAGCGUAGACGUGGAGAAGAUAUAAACUGCCCGAGAUCAUCACGCACCUCUCUGAGAGCGAAAACAUGUUGCAGGAAAUCU